Vespa mandarinia (Asian giant hornet) is the source of this 1324-nucleotide messenger RNA. RefSeq names its product dolichyldiphosphatase 1. The record is from RefSeq and is a predicted model, not a curated record. Gene Ontology annotation, biological process: lipid biosynthetic process; protein N-linked glycosylation. Gene Ontology annotation, cellular component: endoplasmic reticulum membrane; intracellular membrane-bounded organelle. Lineage: Eukaryota; Metazoa; Arthropoda; Insecta; Hymenoptera; Vespidae. Gene Ontology annotation, molecular function: dolichyldiphosphatase activity.
UCAUGCUAAAGAAGAAAGUUUUUUAUAAGACAUAUCUUUUUCGUAUUUUUGAAAAUGCUUUCUAUUUGUACGUAAACUAUUCUGAAGAAAUAUCAUUUUUUAAUACGAUUUUUUUCAAAGAAAGUAAAGCUUUCUCAAAAAUUCGAAAAAGUGAAAUUUUAGAUUUAAUCUUUGUAUUUAAAAUGAUUCCUUGUUCAUCAAAAUCGAUAAAGAAUUAUCCCUGUUCUCAUUAUUGGCAUAAAGGAUUAUAAAAGCAGGGAUGAUGAAUAGCUGUGCUUUGUUCGUGAUUAGAAUUCCAUAAUCGAUAGUGCUGCUGCUGCUACCAUCUGUCGGUAGCGUAGAGGAGAGUCCGAAAGUCAUGCGACUUCAAAUUUUCCGGUAACAUGGCAUCGCUCGACGACGAGCUUAAACCACAUUUCGUUCACGCGACUGAUGAAGUGGAAUGGGUUCCCUUGUCUUUGACUUUAAUCGAAUAUCCACAAGGAGACAUAUUUGGUAAAUUAUUGGCCCUAAUAAGCUUAACACCCUUCGUUAUUUUAACUGGUUUUAUGACAUUGAUUCUCUUCAGAAGAGAUUUACAUACUAUUGCAUUUUUUAGUGGAAUUAUAUUGAACGAAUUUGUUAAUUUAAUAUUAAAACAUACUAUUCGUGAAGUAAGACCAUUAAAACGUGAUGGUAUUUACAACGAAUAUGGUAUGCCCUCUACACAUGCACAAUUUAUGUGGUUCUUUACCGCAUAUGCAAUACUUUUCAUAUGCAUUAGGUUACAUCAUAAUAAUAAUAGCACAAUAUCUGAAAGGUUUUGGCGAAUAAUUAUUGUGGCUGCCUGCAUAAUAGUAACUGUUUUAGUGUCUUAUGGCAGAAUUUAUCUACAAUACCACUCAAUCUCCCAGGUUCUAUGCGGUAUGCUUGUGGGAGCCACUUUAGGAGUAGCAUGGUUUUUAAUCACACAUACAAUUUUGACUCCUUUAUUUCCUCUUAUUGUAUCGUGGCGAGUAUCAGAAUAUCUGCUGUUGCGUGAUACAACUUUAAUUCCAAAUGUAUUGUGGUUUGAAUAUACAAAUAUUCGUACAGAAGUUCGAGCACGUUCGCGAAAGCUUGUGUCUAUGAAAUCACAAUGACGUUUAAUGGCUGGCCAAUGGGCUAAUAGUAAGUAAACAAUUGUUGCCUUUAUAAUGAUAUAAUUGUGAUGUCGAGCAUCAUUCCAUUGAGUUAGCAGAACUAUACCACGAACCAUCAUAACUCUAUUAUAUAAAUAUUGCAUUUAUAAGUGAUAUUGAAAUGUACCAUUAGAAUUAUAAUAAAUAUAGAUAUGACCUUUGUA